Molecule: messenger RNA, 648 nt
Organism: Strigops habroptila (Kakapo)
Lineage: Eukaryota; Metazoa; Chordata; Aves; Psittaciformes; Psittacidae
Product: putative coiled-coil domain-containing protein 195
Exons: 3
Coding region: 1-648 (215 amino acids)
Source: RefSeq, a predicted model, not a curated record
AUGGAAGGAAACACGCACCUCCUCCAGGUCAUCUGCAAGAUGCAUUCCCAAAUCAACAAGCUGGAGAGGGAAAACAGGGCCCUGAGGGGAGAGCUGCAGGUCUGUGGGCAGAGAUCUGUGCCCCUGGAGAGAGAAGCAGCAGGAGGAGGUGGGAACAACAACGUGAGGAGCCUCGCCAAUGGUGGGGAAGGACCAGCUGGCUCUCCAGCAUCCCUGCAUGGAAGCAUCGUGGCUGGCCCUGUUCCAGCACCAAAGGAGCAGAGAGAUACCACCAUGACCGUGCGGCGCUACUCCACUGCCUCACCAGCGCCUGCUCCUGCCAGCAUGAGGUCUCACUGGGCCAGCAAGACCCCUCCGAGCAGUGGACUCCUGGAUGUGCUGGGCAGUGCCCAGCCACCAGCCCCUCCUGCCACAGCAGGAGAGGAGAAAAGGCUUGAAAAGACACCGGCCAACUGUCUCUCCUACAGUCAUUCCAGCAAAAUAAAGCUGUGUCAGGAGCACAUCUAUAGGUGCAGGGGCAAAAUCAAGGCCGUUAGUUUCCUCUUACCAAUGGAUGUGUCAUCAUAUGCUGAAAAGCAAGAUUCCCUCAAAAGCCCACAAAAUCAGAGCACAAAACAGUUAACCACCAUCGCCGAAAAGGAUAUGUAA